AUGUCCUCACCGGUCAAUGACCACGACGCCUUGUCAAUAACAUCCACAGUUCGACCAUUGUUGCCCUCUCUCGAACUGAGGCCAAAUCCAGUGGAGCAGCAACUCCGUCAGCACACACGAGCUCUCAUUUUCAUGAUGUCAAUAUGGUAUACCAAGGAUGGUGGAUUGGAUUCUCAAACAACAGGCACACAGUGUGAGGCAAUUCUCACCCACCGCACUGAUAAGAAAACUCACAGGAAGGCUGGCCCGCAAUCAAUAGAAGUGGGCUCAGAGACUGCUCAUUCGUCGCCGAUACGCUUGGGUGAUACAGAAGGGCUUCGGGUCUGUGCAGAGUACUACGAAGACUCAGAAGAAAGUGCAUCCGCCGCUCCGAACGCUCUCCACAACUUUCCUUUUUGCGAGAUCCUGGAUGAACUCAGGAACCUGCACAUUGAGUUGUGUGCGAUGCAUGUUUACGUCCAGGCUCUCGAGGGCAUACUCCGCAAACUAGAUAUUUCCAUUCCACGCCCCCCUGCAGCUGAUGAGGGCCUGGAAGCUGUGUACAAGGACUGGGAUCCUCCGUUAUUGGAGGGCAUGCGUGCAAGAUGGAAACUCCAAUAG
Heterobasidion irregulare TC 32-1 is the source of this 600-nucleotide messenger RNA. RefSeq lists its product as uncharacterized. Lineage: Eukaryota; Fungi; Basidiomycota; Agaricomycetes; Russulales; Bondarzewiaceae. The coding region runs from base 1 to 600 and encodes 199 amino acids. The transcript is spliced from 4 exons. The record is from RefSeq and is a predicted model, not a curated record.